Symbiodinium sp. CCMP2456 is the source of this 1128-nucleotide messenger RNA. The record is from the annotation of a GenBank genome assembly. NCBI's taxonomy places the organism in Eukaryota, Dinophyceae, Suessiales, Symbiodiniaceae.
AUGUGGAGGUUGCUGACCUUGCUUACACUGCCAGUGUGGAAGGCUGGUAAGACAAAUGCUCGGCGCCAACCUUGCAUGCUGAGCGCUGUUGUGUUGGUGGUACCAUGGCUGGCCUUCGCAAAGAUGCCUGCCGAGCGUAGCCCAGAGGCGGCCGAACGCAGGCAGUACGGAGACCUCCUUCGCUUGGUGAAGAAGCGUGCUUGGCCUCAAAAGAUCCCGGAACUUGCCACUGACAAAAUCGGAGUGGACGAGGCUGCAGAUGGUGAAGACAGGCGUUCGCUGGUCUCUCCGGGCUUUCGUCGGAUUCGGUUUCGGGCCGCAUAUGAUGGAAGUCAGUACAAUGGCUGGGCCAGGGUCAAAAACGCAUCGCCGCUGACAGUAGCAGGAAUGGUCGACCGUGCUGUCUCACUCCUUCUGCGGCGAAAGACCUUCAGCUGCGGAGCAAGCAGGACGGAUGCCGGUGUGCAUGCACAGGGGCAGGCAGCACACUUCGACGUCCCCGACUGGAUCGCGACCGAACGGCGAGAUGACUGGCAGGCAUCGUGGGAGCAGGCGGUAAACGAGCAGUUGCCGUCAGACAUACGGGUUUGGAACUUCCAGGAUGCCCCUCCCGACUUCCACGCCACCUUCUCUGCCAGCGGUAAAACAUACGUCUACCGCCUCCACUACGGAUACAAUGCAGCAGAUCCACUGGAAAGGUUCUACAGGUACCAGAUACCCCAUGGCUGGGCACGAACUUUCGACAGUGACCUCCUCCGGCAAGCUGCUUCAAAACUUGUCGGCGAGAAGGACUUCGCGUACUUUACGCAGGCAAAAAAGCUGGACAAGUACAGGAUGUCAGGCACCGUUAGAACCAUCCACGGCAUAAAUGUGGUUGAGGAUGGUCCUGGGCGGUGUCGGAUUGAGGUCAACUUGGACGGUGCCAUUUACAGAAUGGUUCGAAACAUCGUCGGGUGCAUCGUGAUGGCGGCGUGCGGCCGCCUGGCACUGGAGCGGAUCGACGAACUGCUUCAGGUUCCGCCUGACAAAGCAAAGCAGGAGACUUCUGUUCCGGUAAGCGCUUUUCCAUGUUUGCCUCCUCACGGCCUUUGCCUCGAGAAGGUGCAUUAUGACUCGCAGGACUUCUGA